Molecule: messenger RNA, 969 nt
Organism: Trichoderma gamsii
Lineage: Eukaryota; Fungi; Ascomycota; Sordariomycetes; Hypocreales; Hypocreaceae
Exons: 2
Coding region: 1-969 (322 amino acids)
Biological process (GO): thiamine biosynthetic process
Source: RefSeq, a predicted model, not a curated record
AUGACUCCUCCCGCCGCCAUCUCUCCUGUCCAGCGCUCUGCUGAACUUGUGACUCCAAAGUCCAAGCUGGCUGCCGCCCCUUAUGAUGGAGCUCAGACCAAGACCGUCGCCGAGAUGCAAGGUCAAUGGGAGUCCUUCGCCUUCUCCCCUAUCCGCGAGUCCCAAGUCUCGCGCGCCAUGACCAAGCGCUACUUUGAAGACCUCGACCGCUACGCCGAGUCCGACAUCGUCAUUGUGGGCGCAGGAUCCUGCGGCCUCAGCACCGCCUACGUUCUCGGUACUCAACGUCCGGACCUCAAGAUUGCCAUCAUUGAAGCCUCUGUCUCGCCCGGCGGAGGUGCCUGGCUGGGAGGCCAGCUCUUCUCCGCCAUGGUGAUGCGCAAGCCGGCCGACGCUUUCCUCCGCGAGAUUGGCGUCCCGUACGAGGAUGAGGGCAACUACGUCGUUGUCAAGCACGCCGCGCUCUUUACCUCGACCAUCAUGAGCAAGGUGCUGCAGCUGCCCAACGUGAAGCUCUUCAACGCCACCUGCGUCGAGGAUCUCAUCACUCGCCCCUCUGCAGACGGAGUGCGCAUUGCUGGUGUUGUGACCAACUGGACUCUUGUGUCAAUGCACCACGAUGACCAGUCUUGCAUGGACCCCAACACUAUCAAUGCUCCUCUUGUUAUCUCGACCACCGGCCACGACGGCCCAAUGGGUGCUUUCUGCGUCAAGCGUCUCGUCAGCAUGGGCCGCAUCGAGAAGUUGGGCGGCAUGCGCGGCCUCGACAUGAACAAGGCUGAAGAUGCCAUUGUCAAGAACACCCGUGAGGUGGUGCCCGGCCUCAUUGUUGGAGGCAUGGAGCUUUCUGAGAUUGACGGUGCCAACCGUAUGGGACCUACCUUCGGCGCCAUGGUUCUUAGCGGUGUCAAGGCCGCGGAGGAGGCUCUCAACGUCUUUGGGAUUCGCCGCCAGGAGAACGCCAUCUAA